AUGGCGUUCCUCUCCCAGAAUCGCCAUAUUUUGGCGGCAUCGGCCUUAGUCCUCAACGCCCUCGUGUACGCUCAAGGCGUUGGCGAACCCGUUCCCGAUUAUAACCCAACCUUCACAACCGCACCCAUCAGCAUCUUUCCCACCACCACCGAGUCCCUCUUCUCUACCAGCACCGCCAGCGAUCCAGCAACCUACACGGCGCCAGUAUGUCCACAAGCCGAUAACACGCCGUACACCAAUGGAGCCGGACAAGACUACACCAUCCGCUGCCCAGCCAGCUGGUUCGCCAACCUGAGCAACACCACUGGCAUCGCCACCCUUGACGGCUGCUUGAUACUGUGUACGACUUAUGGCGACGAGUGUGGCGCUGCUGUGUACGAUGAAGCAGAGAGCAUCUGUUCGUUGGGAUCUGGAGAGGAAGAUGGAGGAGCGCUGUUGCUUGGGAACUUAGUUGUCGGUGUGAAGGUUGUCGUCGAGGCCUCUUCGACAACGUCGGCGACGAGUGUGAUUACGGAAUCUGCGCCGGUCUACGCUGUGCCUGCGACGACGACGACGACGACUUCGCUGUCUUCCAGCGCUGGCGCUCCUCCUGCCUACUCGGCUCCAUCGACGUCCAGCAGCGCAGUAGCACCGCCAGCAUAUAGUGAUCCUGCUCUUUCGACCUCCAGCAGCGCAGUAGCACCGCCAGCAUAUAGCGAUCCUGCUCUUUCGACCUCCAGCAGCGCAGCAGCACCACCAGCAUACAGCGAACCCGCUCCUGCUCCUCCAGCUUACAGCCCUCCUCCUGGCGCCUGUACUUUCGACACACCGACCGCAUCGCAGUCCACACUCACCGGCCUUGAAUACACUCUGUCCUGCGCUUCACGAUGCGCUGGCGGCGCCACGUACGACACAUCCACUGUUUCAAACGGCUACGUCGACUGCUUCGCUCUUUGCGACUAUGACUCUGGAUGCGGUGGCUUUACCUUCACCGGGCAGGACGAUCAGGGUGGCGCGGGAGCAGGGACUUGCGAAUUGAUGUCAGCUCCGAAUGAGCCCGCUGUACUUUAUCUCACGCCGGCGAGCAGAGGUACUGUGGGUGGUGUGAGAGGAGAGGCAGUAUUGGUCAGUGGAUCGUCGACGACAUCGGCGGCACAAGCUCCGCCAACGACGACAACAGCCAACGGUGCGCCGACGGUCAUCUUUACACCAGUGCAAUCGCCGUCAGAGUAUGAGACUGUGGUCGUCACGCCGAUCGAGUCGCCAACGGGAGGCGAGACAGUGGUUGUGUCUCCAGUGCCGGGAGCAUCGACGACAGCGACUGAAGAAUCCUCAGUGAUGGUUGUCGUGCCCUUUCCCGGAACAAGUCCGAGCAGCGGCCUGACCGGCACAGAGACCGGAUCAAGAUCGGUGAUACUCGAUUUGCCCACACCUGUCACGCCGAGUGCCUCGCCUUCGUCGGCAUCCGUGGUGAUUGUCACCCCGAUUCCUGCCAUCACAACGCAAAGCACCACGAAUGCAACGGCAGGACCGGUCUCGAUGAGUCUCAGCUCGUACUUCAACCCGACUGCGUCGACGACAGGAGCCGACAAGUCGAAGAAGGCCACCGCCGGUUCGAAGCGCAAGGCGGAGAAUGAUAGCACCAAGGGUCCUUCCAAGAAGCGGGGCAGCAAGAAGGUCGUGCGUGACGACGGCGGGGAGGAGCCGAUCGAGGUCGAGGACGAUGACGAGAGCAGCGAGGCGCAGGAGAGCGGAGGAGAGUACGACGAUGAGGAUGAUGAGUAG
Messenger RNA from Zymoseptoria tritici IPO323, 1764 nucleotides. RefSeq lists its product as uncharacterized. The transcript is spliced from 2 exons. The coding region runs from base 1 to 1764 and encodes 587 amino acids. The record is from RefSeq and is a predicted model, not a curated record. Lineage: Eukaryota; Fungi; Ascomycota; Dothideomycetes; Mycosphaerellales; Mycosphaerellaceae.